Messenger RNA from Malus domestica (apple), 1578 nucleotides. RefSeq names its product protein ALP1-like. The record is from RefSeq and is a predicted model, not a curated record. Lineage: Eukaryota; Viridiplantae; Streptophyta; Magnoliopsida; Rosales; Rosaceae.
UCUCAUGUCCAGAAACGUAAAUAUAUAUUCAUUGUCUUUGCUGCAUUGUAUGCUCGCUACCAAACCGCGUCACUUGCAAUCUCCAACCUUCUCCUUCACGCUUCAAAUUUGAGGUUUCUGGCUGAUGGGUUUUCUCUGAAUUGUGUGGGAUUCUUAAUUCUUUGAUUUUCUUGGCUGACAAACACUUUGGAGUUUGUUGGUGUUGCUUUUGAGUUUUUGAAAUGGGACCCAUCAGAGGGUCCAGGAAGAAGAAGAAGGUUGACCAGAAUGUGGUAGCUGCUUCAGAAUUCCAGCCCCUGGAAUGUUGGUGGGACGGCUUCUCUCAGAGAAUUACUGGUCAAUCGAAAUCUAAAGGUGUAUUGAAAUUUGAAUCUUUCUUCAAAUUUUCGGGAAAGACAUUCAGCUACAUCUGUUCACUUGUAAAGGAAGAUAUGAUGGCCAGGUCCUCAACCUUCUGCUACUCGAAUGGCAAGCCUGUGUGUCUAAAUGACCAAGUUGCUAUUGCUCUUAGGAGGCUUAGCUCCGGUGAUUCAUUAUGCAGCAUUGGCGAGUGCUUUGGGAUGAACCAGUCAACUGUCUCGCACAUAACCUGGCGUUUUGUGGAAGUAAUGGAAGAAAGAGGGCUGCACCAUCUUUCCUGGCCUAAAGAGCAGAGUGAAAUAGAGGAGGUAAAGUCCAAGUUUGAGAAAAUCCGCGGCCUUCCAAAUUGUUGCGGCGCAAUUGACAUCACGCACAUCAUGAUGACUCUGCCUACAACCGACUCAUCAGAUGAUAUCUGGCUCGAUGGUGAGAAAAACUGCAGCAUGAUCUUGCAGGCAAUCGUUGAUCCAGACAUGAGGUUUCGUAACAUAAUUACAGGAUGGCCAGGAAGUAUGAGCGAUGACAUUGUCCUCCGAAGCUCAGGUUUUUUCAAGAUGUCUGAAGAAGGAGAUUGUUUAAAUGGGGAGAAGUUGGUGCUCUCAGAAGGAACAGAAGUGAGAGAAUACAUAGUAGGAGAUUCGGGUUUUCCUCUCUUGCCAUGGCUUCUCACUCCUUACAAGGGAAGAGGGCUGUGGGAGCAUGAGUCUGAGUUCAACAAGCGGAUUUCUGCAACACAGAUGGUGGCGCAAAGGGCGUUGGUGAGGCUGAAAGAGAUGUGCAAGAUAAUUCAAGGCGUAAUGUGGAAGCCGGAUAAGAACAAGCUGCCGAGGAUUAUUCUUGUUUGCUGUAUACUGCAUAAUAUAGUGAUUGAUAUGGAGGAUGAGGUGCAAGAUGAAAUGCCAUCGUCCCGCCAUCAUGAACCUGGUUACCUGCAACAAAUUUGUGAAUCUGCUGCUGACGAUACGGCAUUUCACCUGAGAGAGAAGCUCUCUCUAUACUUUGCUGGAAAAUUGUCUCGAUGAGAAGACCCUUAUGUGCAUCAUGGAUGGUGGUUUCAUUGGUUUGUACAUUGACGAAAUGUUCGAUCUUUGCUAGUUGAAAUUGGAGAGUUUAGAAUGUUUGAGGAUGCUUUCUUCUAUUGAAACUAUAGUCUUAAGUCUUAACAUAGUUUUAAUUGAAAAUUUUGACUGCAUCUAAAUAUGGUUCUUUAGCAUUAUC